This is a messenger RNA of Scomber japonicus (chub mackerel), 5168 nucleotides long. It is a transcript of the gene adamtsl3, whose product is annotated as ADAMTS-like 3. Lineage: Eukaryota; Metazoa; Chordata; Actinopteri; Scombriformes; Scombridae. Gene Ontology annotation, molecular function: metalloendopeptidase activity. The record is from RefSeq and is a predicted model, not a curated record. Gene Ontology annotation, cellular component: extracellular matrix. Gene Ontology annotation, biological process: extracellular matrix organization. The annotation marks the transcript as partial. The transcript is spliced from 31 exons.
CCCCAGAGUGCAGUGUUCCUGCCAGAGUUCGCCCUCUCUCCUCAGGGCAGCUUCAUGGAGGAUGCCACCGAGGAUCAGUUUCUAACCUACAGAUACGACGACCAGGCGUCCAGGAUGACUCGCUCAGAUGAAGACAGGGACGUCGGCUGGGACGCCUGGGGAACCUGGAGCGACUGCUCUCGGACCUGCGGGGGAGGAGCUUCCUACUCUCUACGACGCUGCCUCAACGGAGGAAACUGUGAUGGCAAAAACAUCCGCUAUAGGACCUGCAGCAACAUGGACUGCCCAGCGGAGUCAGGUGACUUCCGGGCCCAGCAGUGUUCAGCCCACAAUGACAUCAAGUACCAAGGUGUCACCCAUGAGUGGGUCCCAGCACCUUACGAUCCCUCAGCCCCCUGUGCUCUGAGAUGUCAGGCGAAAGGAAGAAGCCUCACUAUUGAACUGGCCCCCAAAGUGCUGGAUGGAACACGCUGCCGUGCAGACGCCUUCGACAUGUGUAUCAGUGGAGUGUGUCAGGAGGUGGGUUGUGAUCGCCAGCUGACCAGCGGUGCCAGAGAGGAUAACUGUGGCGUCUGUGGAGGCGACGGCUCUACGUGCCGGCUGGUACGAGGACAGGCCCUGCCUCACCUUACAGCGGACGAAUCUGUCAAAACAGUGCUGGAGGUGCCAGUGGGAAGCCGCUUUGUCAGAGUCAAUGCCAAAGGACCAGAUAUGAUAGUCAUUGAGGCUGUCUCUCUUCAGGGGAGGAGGGAGGAGACCGGUCUAGUGUCUACAGGCUCCUACGUGAUAGGAAACACUUCCCUGGACUUUCAGAGAGGAAUGGACAGGCAGACACUCAGGACACAUGGACCGCUCAACGCUGAUUACAUCAUCAAGAUGAAGUAUGGAGGACCCAAGGACACAGUAGUCCAGUUUCUCUUCUACCAGCCAAUUAGGUACCAGUGGAGAGAGACAGACUUCUUCCCCUGCUCUGUCACCUGUGGAGGAGGCUAUCAGCUUAACUCUGCAGAGUGCACAGACAUCCGAUCCAACCAGACCCUGCCUGAACACCACUGUAACAGCUAUCCUGAAAACACCAAACCCACACCAAAACUCAAGGAGUGCAACAUGGACCCCUGCCCAGAGAGUGAUGGAUUCAAAGAGGUGAUGCCAUAUGAUCACUUUCAACCUCUGCCUCGCUGGGAGCAGGGCCCCUGGACCCAGUGCUCCGUGUCUUGUGGUGAAGGCGGAGGCUGGCAGGACCGCAGCGUGGUGUGUGUGGAGGAGGACACCCACGGACAGUUCUCCCAGGUAGAUGAGUGGAAGUGCACCCAUUCCCCUCGACCUGUCACCAGACAGAUUUGCAACACUUUCGCCUGCCCCCAGUGGGUGGCCAUGGAGUGGUCUCAGUGCACGGUGACGUGCGGUCGUGGCCUGCGUUACCGAGUGGUUCUGUGCAUCGACCAUCGUGGGCAGCACAUUGGAGGCUGUGACUCAUCCCUCAAACCUCAUGUUAAAGAGGACUGUCUGGUCCCUAUUGCCUGCCACAAGCCCAGAGAAUCUGUGCCAGUAGAGGCCAAGGUGCCCUGGUUAAAACAAGCCCACGAGCUGGAGGAACACCACACUGCUACAGAGGACCCUACAUUCGUACCCGGACCCUGGUCCCCCUGCAGCGUCACCUGUGGGCCUGGCAGGCAAAGUCGGGAGGUGAAGUGCCGGGUGCUGCUCUCGUUCACUAAGACAGAGGUGGACCUUCCAGAGGAGGAGUGCGGUGAUGACAGACCCCAGCUGGAGAGGCCUUGCAACCAAGGGAUAUGCACCAGGGCUCCAGGUAUCUCUCCAGACCUCCAGGAGCAUGUGGACACUUACAUCCAGACGGGGGAAGUGCACAGCUGGGACUACAGGGGCUUCACUGCCUGCUCAGCCACAUGUGCUGCUGGGAAGCAGACAGCAGUAGUGAGGUGUGUUAACAGGAAGCGAGGUGAGGAGGUGGAGGACUCUCUGUGUGAUUUAUCCAGCAAGCCUCCAGUUAUGAUCCGCAUCUGUAACCCCGAGCCAUGCCCCCCAAGAUGGGAAGUGACAGCGUGGACCAGCUGUUCUGCAUCCUGCGGCGUAGGCAUACAGACCAGGAGUGUGUUCUGCAUGCGUUUGCUGUCCGUCGACCAGCAGGAUAUUCUGACCGUUUCAGAGGACGAGUGCAGAGAAUUCAAACCCCCCAUUCUGCAACCCUGCAACCAGGUGGACUGUCCUCCAUCCUGGGAGACUGAACCUUGGCAGCAGUGCUCCCAGUCAUGUGGUGGGGGCCUUCAGGUGCGUAAGGUGUACUGUAAGCAGCUCCUGUCCACAGGGGCCUAUAGGAGACUAGGAGACAGGUCCUGCUGGGGGGGCAAGCCUGCCACCAACAGAGGCUGCAGUACCACUGACUGUCUGCCCUACCUGGCAGGAGGAGAGUGGAGCAAGUGCUCGGUGUCCUGUGGUUUGGGCAUCCAGCGCAGGGACAUAUUGUGUCGCCAGCUCACAGCCAUGGGCCAACAGGUGACCUUGGCCAGGGAGCUGUGUUCAGGGUUACCCCCACCACCACUCGUUCGAACCUGCCGCAUGAUUGCCUGUCCCAGCUUUAUCCCUGGGGUUAAAAUGUGCCCAGCACUCAUGAGCGCCAAUGAUCAUAAAAUCUACAUUCAGACACGUAAGGUGAAGCGCCUCCACCUGACCAUUGGUGGCCACGCCUACCUCCUACCCAACACAUCACUGGUCAUCAAAUGCCCUGUCAAAGUGUUCCCCAAAGCUUACAUCAUGUGGCGUAAAGACGGACGUCCUUUGCCUAGCUCCAAACGCCUGGACGUCACCAAAUUUCGCUCUCUGAAGAUCCACUCUCUGGGGCCAGAGGACAUCGGGGUGUACGAAUGCAUCGCUGGACCCGCCUCAGACAUCUUCACCCUCCAGCUGAUAGGUAGUCACAGCAGACCAACUGUGGCAAAUACCUAUAACGACAUAGAGUUCAGGGGGGCUGUUUGCUACAGCCAUAACAAUCACGUACGGGACGGUCAUCCACUCGGGGUCAUAUCAGGGGUGUAUCUGCUGCCUCCUGGUGACCAAGAGGUCUCCUUGCAUCCGAAGUUGGAGGAAAGGCUCAUAAAUAUUACCUUGCAGGCUGACAGGAGAGAGAUCAGGCAGGAGCAGGCCUCAGAGCUCAUCUCCUCACUGCUAACCCACGUGUUUGCUCAAAAGCUCUGGACCAGGCCUGCACAUGUUAAAGACAGACUGCCCAACUGGUCAGAGCUCUCCCCAUUGAAGACAUCUGGCAGUAGACCAGUGAUCAUCAGACAGCCGCUGACCUCUCCUACCACUUUAAAGAAGCACAUCAACAUCAGCAUUGGACAGAAUGCCUUCCUCACUAACGCUACCAGAUCACUGACCAUACUCUGCCCUGUGCUGGGCCCCCCCCCUCCCAGCAUAGCGUGGGCCAAAGAUGGAGCUUUCCUGCAGCACACUGACAGGGUAUCAUGGGAUACCUCAGGAGAACUCCACAUCGUGCAGCCCACAGAGUCUGACACAGGCCAGUACAAGUGCACAGCUGUUAACAUACAUGGUUUAGACUCUGAGACGUCUCAGCUCCAGGUGGCAGCGCCGCCGGUCAUCGCAGUGUCACGGGAGAAUGACAAGAUUGUGUUGGGCCACAGUGUGAGAGCCGUGGUGGGGGGGCAUGUCAGCGUUCACCCAGGUGCCAACCUUACUCUGGACUGCCCCGUCACUGGUUUUCCUCAGCCCACAGUGAUGUGGCACAGGAAGGAUCGGCCGUUGGAUUUGGGAGCUUACACCCUGCCCUCUGGCUCACUGUGGAUAAGGAACGUUACUCUGCAGGACAGGGGAACCUUCUUCUGCACCGCCACUAACCUCAUUGGAAAGUCCACCGCCUCUACUGUGAUCCAGGUCUACGCUGGAGGAGGCAAGGCUCUUCCCAUCUCACAAGAGCUGAGCAGGAGAAGGGUCCUCAUGGCAUCACGUCGUGGAGCAAGUGUCAUCAUCAAACGUGGAGACACUCUACGCAUAGGUUGCCCUGUGAUUCCUAACCACAAGCUUCCAGUGCGCUGGGACUUCAACAACCAGACCAUGAGGGAGAUUUCAGGUCUGCAGUAUAGGAUGCUAGUGGGAGGUCGAGUCAUGGAGGUCAGCACAGUCCAAGGGGGGUACUCAGGCCGGUACCGCUGCCAGACCCUCCUCAACAGUACCAGACAAAUACUGUCUGCCUGGAUAGACAUUCGCAGUGACGAGUAUAGCUGGCGGUUUGAAGACUGGCCCACAUGCAGUGCGACCUGUGGGAACAGAGGGACUUGGCUGCGGAAGAUUCGCUGUGUCAGCCGGUAUGAAGGAGAAGUUCAGCCCGUCAUGUGUCAGCACAUACCAAAACCCACCAGCACCCUGCUUUCCUGCAACAGACAGGACUGUCCUCCCAGAUGGGCGGUAUCAGAGUGGUCAAAGUGCUCUGUCUCAUGUGGCAGCGGCUGGAAGCAGAGGCAGGUGGUCUGUCAGCAGCUGGAUGUCAGAGGAGCAGUGAAGAAUGUGGCGGCAGCAGCCUGUGAGAAGUCGAGGCGGCCUGCUGACACAGAGCAGUGCACCGCUAACAACUGUCCCAACUGGGUGACCAGUCCCUGGGGAAAGUGUUCAGGGAGGUGCUUAGGCCCCACCACCACUGUGCAGAAGAGAUCUGUUAUCUGUCAACAUUCCAACGGCUCCUCAUACACAGACUGUGAUCUCAGGAACAGGCCUAUGUCAGUACGCAACUGUUCCUCUGACCUGUGUGAUGUCCAGUGGCAUCCUGGUGCGUGGCGAGCAUGCACCGUCGUCUGCGGGAGCGGCUUCCAGUCCCGCAAGGUGGACUGCAUUCACCGCAGGAGUGGCAAGACUCUGGCUGACCAGCACUGCGCCUGGAUCCAACGCCCCUCCACCUGGCAGCACUGCAACACUGCCAACUGUGGGAGUGAAUGCAAGGAUGCAACCCAGUACUGCAGCGUGGUGAAGAGACUGAAGCUGUGCUAUGUGGAUAUGUACAAACACAGAUGCUGCGGGUCAUGUUCACAGGAUGCCAACUCCACCUAGUGGCAGAGAGCGUGUAACUACAUUAAAUUGUGUCAAACAGGUUGACUACAUGAGAUGAAUGACUGGGCAAAGAUUGAAAGGACAUCAUCUGC